Messenger RNA from Funneliformis mosseae, 1302 nucleotides. The record is from the annotation of a GenBank genome assembly. Lineage: Eukaryota; Fungi; Glomeromycota; Glomeromycetes; Glomerales; Glomeraceae.
AUGGUUGCUCCACGCUUCAACAAAUUCUUCUCCAUCGCUGUGCUAGUUGCAUUCUUGAUCUCCUCGGUUGAACCGAAAGGAGAAGUUGAAUGCCCUCCCAAAUCCCAAACCAAACAAUACGCUGAAGAAAAAACCGAAAAAUAUAUCGUUGUCUUUAAAAAUGAAGCUUCUGCUAAAACUGAAGAGUCGAUUAUGGAAAGGCAUUAUAAGAUCAUGAAGGAGUGUUACAACAAACGUGUAGAACACGUACUCGAAAGUAAAUCAUCAUCGAAUAGUAAAGAUAAAGACGUUCUUAGAGAUUUCUCUAUCGGCACCAUCCAAGGAUAUUCCGCAAAUUUUGGCUCUUCUUUCGUGAAAGAACAACUUAAACAAAUGAAAGGUCUCGCUAUCAUUGAAAAGGACGCUAAAGUCAGAAUUAACUAUGCUGUCCCCCAACUUUAUAAACGUGCAGUAGUAAAAAACCCAACACCAAAUAUUGAUCGUAUCGAUCAAGCAAAAUUUCCCUUGGAUAAAUCAUUUACAUUCCCGGAUACCGCUGGAGAAGAUGUUGACAUUUACAUCAUUGACACUGGUAUUACAACCUCGCAUAAUGAAUUCGGAGGCCGUGCCAAGAGCGGAGGUGCUUUCUGUGAUGGUUGUAAUGAAGAUGAUGAAAAUGGUCAUGGUACCCACGUCGCUUCCAUUGCUGCAGGAAAAACUUUAGGAGUGGCCAGAAAAGCCAAUCUCAUUGCUAUUAGAGUUUUGGACGCUGACGGUAGUGGUUCAAAUGCCGGUGUUAUUGAUGGUAUGACCGCUGUAAUUGAUCAACACAAUAAGAGUCAAAACAAGAAAUCAGUUGUCAACAUGUCUCUCGGUGGUGGCUUCUCGGACGCUGUGAACACUGCUGUUAAGGCUCUUACCGAUGCUGGUGUUCAUGUUGUUGUCGCCGCCGGUAACGAAAAUGCAGAAUCUUGCACUAAAUCACCUGCAUCUGCUAAAACCGCUAUCACCGUUGGCGCUACCGAAGCUAAAUCCGAUGCCAUAGCAAAUUUCUCAAACUUUGGAAAGUGCAAUGAUAUUUUCGCUCCAGGUGUUGACAUUACUGGUGCUGACUUUAAAAAUGAUAAUGGUAAAAUAGUUUUCUCUGGUACCUCCCAAGCUUCUCCACAUGUUGCCGGUACAGUAGCCCUUGUAAUUGCUAAAGAUGGUAAUAAAUCACCAGCUGCAAUGGCAAAAGCGAUUGUCGCUUUAUCAACCAAGGGUGUUGUUAAAGGUCUCAAGCAGGGAUCUCCAGAUGCGUUCUUGCGUGUUCCAGCUGCAUAA